AUGGAGGAGCAGCUAGACGCCCUUGAAAUCGAGCUCUGCGACGUCAAGAUCGCCGCACAGAAGGCCGAAGCCAACGUCAACCCACCGGCUGAACGAGAGAUCGCUCAGCUGCAUGUUCAGCGUGUGCAGUUACAGCUCGACCGGCUUCGGAGGAUCGCCGCUGGAGAAAUCGGCGACCCGGUUCUUUACGACCUACAGCUCGAGCUUUUGGUCAAACGCAUCGAGUGCGCUACAUGCCUUGCUAAAGGGGCCCCCGAAACGGACGCCUGCAUCGCUGGCCUGGAGGUCGAUCGCGCCGCUCUACGGCUCAGGCAUUACCAAAAGCGCACGGUUCCCGCGUCAUCUUACGCGCCGUCUCAUGCCGCCGACGGCGCUACUCCUGCUCCCGGUUACGACGGUUUGCCUGCCGAGCAGAUUCGCCAUCUUACCUCAGCCCCAUCGGUCGAUCCUGCCAUGAACGCUGCAGCCUCCACUGUGGCCAGUCGCCUUCCUUCUCCGGUGCGACAGUCUCACCCUCCGCCCGAUGCAGGCGAGAACUCCCUUCCCACACUGGCCCCUGCUCCCGACAUCCUCUCUCUCAUCGACGGUGCCACCGAUGACUAUCACACCAAAGAUGACUUGGUUGACAGCGGUGACGUUGAGCAACAACUCAUUGGCGCAGAUGUUCUUCGUUCGUCGCCACUCGCUGUUGACUCUCCACGAUCCAUUCAUACACCCGCUCCCUGUGUCAUCGAUAUUGACGAUGAUGGGAACGCCCGUGACGUUACGCCGGCGGUCUCGUCGUCACCACACGUUGAAUGCAAGCCCAAGGCCGACACUCCAGACGAAGAUUCAGUCGCUGUAGACGACAACAAGUACGGCACGCCUUCCGAGUUGGCAUCACGGUCAUCGACGCCCACCAAGACGUCCUCGAAUUCCCUGCCCCGCACGGCUCGGACAACCACCGCGUCCACGAGGAAAAACGGCGGGCCCAAGGAACCCAGCAGUCACCCCGAGCGUUGGGCGUGUCGCGUGUUCAACUUCGGCGCUGGUGCGCUACGCGAGUCUGCCGAUUGGUCUCAAGAAUCGUGCCACCUUACUCGCGAUCUUUGGGUUUCCGUCACACGCUGGGAGUCCGUCCACGCUUUCGAGAACGGUGCCGUCAACGCGCCAGGUCUUCCAUCGAUCAUGAAGACGAUCGUCUCCAAAGCGCGAUUUGGGCCCAAGUAUCAAGACGUUCUUGGAAAAGAUCCCGACUUCCCCGCCAACGUCGGAAAGUGCCUUCAGGCGCUUCGCGCCGCAACAGUUUCGGAUGCGAUGAAAGCUUUCGGGGCGCAUGGCCUUGCAGCUGUUGCACGUGCACUACUGGAGUUACGCAAUGCCAACGACGCAUUCGACGACGCAUUCGUAUCCCUCGCGAGCGAGCUUAUCAAGAUCCUGGACGUGCUCGCUGAUUUCGCACUCAAUGAUAGCAACGCUGGCGCCGAGGACGAUACGGCUAGUGUAUCUAGCAACUCCAGCACGACGGUCUUUGCGACCCUUGAUGCGCUUGCGGGAUACGACAUCACUUCCGCAACUCUGGCGAUCGAAGAACUGCAAGGGCGCCAGAAACCGGAGAAGCCGGCCAGAAAGGGUCAUAAGCGACGUGCGUCGCAAAUGGAGCCCCCGCGCGGGAGCUCGUCAAAGCGCGCCCGCAGGUCGCCUGAUUCUGAAUGA
Messenger RNA from Peniophora sp. CBMAI 1063, 1695 nucleotides. NCBI's taxonomy places the organism in Eukaryota, Fungi, Basidiomycota, Agaricomycetes, Russulales, Peniophoraceae. The record is from the annotation of a GenBank genome assembly.